UAUCGUUAUUACAUUAUUAUAUUGUAUAUACCUACGCCAAACGUGUUUGGCACGUGCAUGCCAAGUCUUCGGUAAUCGGUAUACCUCCAUAAUAUUAUCGUGCACGCGCACACUGUUUUCAGUCGGCGCAUCUCAUUAUAAUACCUCUGUAAUCAUUAUAGUUGUCGUCGAAGUCGCAUUAAAUGACCAUCGUCAUCGUUACCGCCGGCUCACAGAAAACUUCACUCGGAACAGUCGGAACAAUAAUACAAUAAUGACCGAUCGGUUCCGGACGUACGACAGCGAAUGCAGCGUGAACGGUGUAGGCGAUCGUCAUCACUGGCCGGUCGCUUUCGGGGCCCCCCGCCGGCCAAACAAAAAGUUUACGACAGUUCGGAGGCCUGUUUCACGAGGCAGCGAAGGACCGGAAGUCCGCAAACCGGACAACGGGAUGCUGCUGUCGUCGUCGUCAUCACCGUCGCUAUUGUCGUCAUCUUCACCGUCGCCAUCACAGUCGCAUUCAUCGACAUUGUCCACUCCAUCGACUACACAUUUCUACUACGAACCGCUUCGUCGUCCCAACCCCAACAAUGUCAAAACCUGUGAGGCCAUCGAAUGGGAAGUCAUGUCAAAACACUUUGCCAGGUUGCCACCAUUUAUCAAAGAGAAAAAUUCGAAACAGUUCAAUAGCGGACAUUCACAAACAAACUUACCACAACAUCAUCAUUUACAGUAUUACAGCGAUCUGCACAAAUUACACCAAGUGGCAUACGCCACCAGAAACACUAACGCUAGAAAACCAGUGACGGCGGCAACGGCUGCAGCUCAUCAGUCGUGCUGCAAACCGUGGCAAUGGAGCCCUUACGGAGGACCUGCUGGGACGUUUAUGAAUGCGUAUUACCUAUCUGAGCCACAGAGGUAUGACAAUCACGCUAAGAACGUUAUCCUGGAAGACUCAUUAAUACAAGUAGAUGAAACAGACAAACUGUCGUCGAAAGUCUGGCACACGUACUUGGACAACCGUCAGUCCGAGAGCGUUUACGAAACAAAAAUGGCCAUGUGGCGCAGGCUGUCGACACUAAUCAAAAGCUGGGCGCCCGGUUGUGGUCUAUACCUGGUCGGGUCUACGAUGAACGGUUUCGGCGGUGACGUAAGCGACGCGGACUUCUGCUUACUCACUGGCUGCACGGCGGCUACGGGGGUCAACGCUGGCGUUCGACAGCAUCGAACCGUGACUGAGGAGCGACACCGGAUAUGUGCCGUCGAACGGCUCCAGUGGCUGAUGGCAUUGCUGAACCAUGAGCGUAUCAACGGAAAAGUAGGUACCUCGGAAAUGCGCAUCGUGUACGCCAAAGUUCCCAUACUCAGGUUUCGGUGGAUCGGUUCCGGCGACGAAAAGAUGGACGUGGACUUUUGUUGCAACAACGUGGUGGGCAUCCGCAACACCCAUUUGCUGUACUGCUAUUCGAGGCUCGAUUACCGUGUAAGGCCAUUGGUAGUAACCAUUAAAUUGUGGGCGUCUAGUCACAACAUUAACGAUCCGAAAAAAAUGACGCUUUCCAGUUACUCGCUGGUGUUGAUGGUUAUCAAUUUCUUGCAAAGCGUCAAACCGCCCGUGUUACCGUCGCUGCAGUGCAUCUACGGCAUGAAGUUCUCGGCCAACACCGACAUCGAAUUCGUGCACAUGCACGAACAGUUGCCUAGCAGUGGUUGGAGAAGCGAAAACAAACAGAGCCUCGGCGAAUUGCUUUUGCAGUUUUUUGAAUACUAUAAUGAUUUCAAUUUUUAUAAACACGCGGUGUCUGUGAGAAUGGGAUCACCGAUACCACUAGAAAGCUGUCGGAUGGCCGAUGCGGCAAAAAACAAUCCGGGACAAUGGAAAUUCAUAGGAAUCGAAGAACCUUUUGAGAAAACGAACACAGCACGGUCUGUGAAUAACCAUAAUGUAUUUGCUCAAAUCAAAGAAGCCAUUAGUAAUAGUUACAAUCGAUUAAAAGAAACGAUGUCAUUGGAUUCAAUAUUUUGUUAGUUUGUAAAAAAACAAGCCCGAAAAAGAACAAAAAAAAAAAAAACAAAAAAAAA
Melanaphis sacchari is the source of this 2061-nucleotide messenger RNA. Its product is annotated as poly(A) RNA polymerase gld-2 homolog A-like. Gene Ontology annotation, cellular component: cytosol. Gene Ontology annotation, molecular function: poly(A) RNA polymerase activity. Bases 254 to 2008 code for a protein of 584 amino acids. The transcript has 8 exons. NCBI's taxonomy places the organism in Eukaryota, Metazoa, Arthropoda, Insecta, Hemiptera, Aphididae. The record is from RefSeq and is a predicted model, not a curated record.